CAAAACAAACCAGGGCUUCUCACAUAAACCGGGCUAUGCCAUGGAAUCAGAAGAACUAUAAGCUGAAGCUUAGCCCAUCGAAAAGAAUUACAAAAAAACUCCUCUGCUUUCUAGGUCAAUACCAAAAGGGUGAAGUAUGGCGUCUGUGUUCACUGUUACUACCGGUAAAACGCUGAACACCCACGAAAGCUUCAAGUCGCAGCUGCCUUGGGGUUCGUGCAAAAAUGUGCCUAACAGCAAAGACUGUGACGUCAUCCUCGCUUUUUGUCCAGUCACGUCGCGAGUCGGAACUGACAUUGAGGCAGCGUUGCGGACCAUUCCAGAGGGUAAACCUUUAGCGUUGGUGGUGCUUCACCACACAUUGGACAGCAACUACACUUUGCCCGACACAAAGAGGUUCAUGAAGCGGCCCGACUCCAUCACUGUGGACUGCCUGUUCACCGAUGACGGACUGAUGAGAUGCCCUUGCAAUGAUGAUGCAGUGCGUGCUGUUGCCAAGUUCCUGCAGCAACACGGGAAACGCAGUCUGAGAGGCAAGCUGGCCCUGGGCCUGCUCAUCCUCAUCUCGUUGUAUGUGGCCAUUUCCACAUUUACAGACUUCACAUUGUCAGUAAAUACAUCACAUGACAAAAACAGAUGUAGUAUGUCUGACAAAACAAAGAGAACAAACAUUUCACAGAGAUUUAAACCCUUUAUGUUAUUUUAUGUUAAAUACAAGGCAAAAGACAAAUGCUUUCUGGGUGUAUGGGGGAUGCGACAGUGCCGACCUAGGUAUACUACCCAGCAGCUCAUAGCAGUUGAGAUAAUUCAUGCCACGAAGAAACUUGAACUGAGAAUGCAGCAAGGCUACCAAGAAUUGGAGAGGAAAGUAAAUGAAAGAAUGAACUCUUUUGAUAAAGAAAUCAAAACUUAUCAGGAAUUGAACAGGAAAGCAAAUAAAAAGAUUGAGUCUCUCGAGAAAGAGGUGAACAACUGUAAGGAAUCAGAGGGGAAAGUAAAUGAAAAAAUAAAUGAUCUGGAGAAAGAAGUAGAAAGACUCAGAACAUCACUGGAACAGUGUCCUCAAAACUCACAGAAGAGCUUCUCCGGAGUCUUUCAGUGGUUAACAGGAGACACUGAGGAGAAGGCCUUACAUGACAAAGCUGAAUCAAAGAAUGAUGAGAUGGAUGGAAAUGAUAAACAGACUAAUGAAAAAGAAGUCUCUGCACCAUCACCACCUGAACCCUCACAAAAUUCAGAGGAGAAGGCCUUACAUGACAAAGCUGAAGUAAAGAAUGAUGAGAUGGAUGGAAAUGAUAAACAGACUAAUGAAAAAGAAGUCUCUGUUCCAGAUAAAGUCUCUGUUCUAGAUGAAAGUUCUGUUGACUCCUCAACUUACUCUGACAACAAGACUGUAAGCAGUGCUCAGGAAUUUAACAGGAAAGCAAAUAAAAAAAUUGAGUCUCUCGAGAAAGAGGUGAACAACUGUAAGGAAUCAGAGGGGAAAGUAAAUGAAAAAAUAAAUGAUCUGGAGAAAGAAGUAGAAAGACUCAGAACAUCACUGGAACAGUGUCCUCAAAACUCACAGAAGAGCCUCUCCGAAGUCUUUCAGUGGUUAACAAGAGACACUGAGGAGAAGGCCUUACAUGACAAAGCUGAAUCAAAGAAUGAUGAGAUGGAUGGAAAUGAUAAACAGACUAAUGAAAAAGAAGUCUCUGUUCCAGAUAAAGUCUCUGUUCUAGAUGAAAGUUCUGUUGACUCCUCAACUUACUCUGACAACAAGACUGUAAGCAGUGCUAAGGAAGACAGCGUACCAUCAUCAUAACACUGCCGUGUCAUACUUCUCUAGCCUAUGAAUAUGCCCUAAAGGGACACACGAUGGGGGAAGUAAAGUGUAGCCUUAGUUCUCUAUCUUCACAGUUUUUCUUUGUACAACCAACUGGACUCAUAACCACCACAACAUUUAUCCUCAGACUGUUCACUAAAAUUAGUCUGGGUGAACCCAAACGAAGCUGUUAUAUCAAAUUUGAAUUGGCUGUGCAGGCUGGUCUGGAAAGAAGGCCAUUGAUGUCCCUUUCUGAAUCACCAAGAACUCUGGAACAUGUUCUUAGGAAAUGAGUAAACAACUGUAUUUAAAACCUUUUAGAGAUGCACCGAUUGCAAGUUUUUGGCCGAUUCCGAUUUCCGAUUUUUCAUCGAGUUUGGCCGGCCGAUACCGAUUUUAGCCGAUUCCGAUUUAAUUUCUUCUAACCACUUUACAGCACAAAGAAAGAGUUAUUUUCUAGCCUAUAUUUUUUUUAAUACAACAUGUUAGAAAUGUAGGCCUAAUCAACUUAUCAAUGGCUGGUAGAAAAAUGUGAAUAGACAGAUUCUUCUUCAAGUCUUCUUCAGCUGCAGUAAUCCCAGUGUGGGACAUUAAUUUCACACAUGUAGAAAUGCACUAGGAACACUAUUUCUUUUCUUCUCACAUCCAUAUGCAAUAUCCAACUGUAAAUAUCUUCAGAAUACUGAUAACUGAAGUUAGUGCUACAUAGGCUGAGAUGUUGGAAAAUGACAACAAAAAAGAAUAAUUUUGAGAAGCCUUGAAACACAGCAAAUGACUUACAUUCUCAGUCCACACUCUUCUUUGAACUUUCGCGAUUGCUUGGGAUACUAAGGAAGUGUCCAUAUUUGGAUGGCAUAACGUCAUGCAGGAGCUUUCCAACGACACCACGCAUGAUAUGUUUUGUAUCACGGUCGCGGUAGUUUAUGACACGCUAACACGCUAACAAUGCUAACUUUUGGCGAAUUUAGAAGAAAUAUACAGGCGAGAUCAGACAAAAGGUAAUGAAAUAAACCUCUAAAUGUGUAAAUCGGAAUUAGUUGUUGUAGUAGUGUGAAAGAAUACAUGAUAAGUUGGCAAACCGAAGCAAAACUAUGUUUAUUCCUGCCGUGCUAUGUCGCUGCUUAUUGAUAGCGCUUGUGGUUCAGCUGUGGGCACGCAAUUAGCGGCAAGGACGGGCUUUGAUGAGCGCUGUAACCUGAAGUGACAGCUUAGUAUAGUAAAUUCCACGCAAUAUGGCAAAGCACAGCGUUCGCUGCAUAGAAAAACUCAGUAUUAGCGCUUUAUCCAGCCCUGACUGUUGGCCUAGCUUCAUCAAACUUUGCAAACUCAGCUGUGUGAGUGUGAUGUUGUUACAAGUACGUGCGAGUGCAUUUGACCGGCAUAAAAUCGGCAUGUCUCAGACUGACCGGCCGGUCGCCGGUCGUGGCCGAUCACGUGAAAAUCGGCCGAUUCCAAUCGGCGGCCGAUCGAUCGGUGCAUCUCUAAAACCUUUGUUUAAAAAGAUGUGUUCUUAUCAAUUUAUAGAGUAGUUUUUUUUUUUUUUUUUACUUUUGUUUUGUUGCUAUAUUUGAUUUGUGAUUCCAUUUUUCUUCAUAUCUGUAAGAAUGAUUGAUUUUUGUAAAAACUCUUGUUUACAGAAAUUCUACUUUUGAGUUUUACAGAAGACUAUGCAAUUACCAAAUAAAAUA
This is a messenger RNA of Sardina pilchardus (European sardine), 3492 nucleotides long. Its product is annotated as girdin homolog. The transcript has 3 exons. The coding region runs from base 137 to 1804 and encodes 555 amino acids. The record is from RefSeq and is a predicted model, not a curated record. NCBI's taxonomy places the organism in Eukaryota, Metazoa, Chordata, Actinopteri, Clupeiformes, Clupeidae.